GGCUGGGCUGAGGGCAAGGCUCACUCACCUUGGGGUUCGAGACCCCGCCCCGCCGCUCCCAGCCGCUGGGGCCUUUGGUUUAGGGGGUCGUGGACAAGGAGCCAGAGGUCAACUCGGACUUUGUAAACAGGAUAUGGCGCCAGGGCCCGGCCGGGAGGUGCAGAGUCGAGGAGGCUGGGGGUAGACUCUCGUGGGGGGCAGGGUGCUUGGUAAGGCAGGAGGACCAACCGGGAUUUCGUGGGCUGGAAGUGGGCUGGCGCCUACUUCCGGUGCCAGGCUUCUGGGCGGCACUGGACAGUGGACUCUGACCCAGGACUUGGCCGUCCUGCCCUCUGCCUCCCCCAGACCCGGCACUGUUACUGCCGCCACCAUGCUGACCCCCAGGACUGCACUCUUCUUGACUCUGCUCUUGGCUGGGGGCUCCCUGAGCCAGAGGGCUCGGAGACCCCCUCGGCCAGCGUCCCCCAUCAGCACCAUCCAGCCGAAGGCCAACUUCGAUGCUCAGCAGUUUGCAGGGACGUGGCUCCUUGUGGCCGUGGCCUCCUCGUGCCGCUUCCUGCAGGAGCAAGGCCACCGGGCUGAGGCCACCCUACUGCGUGUAGCUGCCCAGGGCACAGCUAUGGCUGUCAGCACCUUCCAGAAGCUGGAUGGGAUAUGCUGGCAGGUGCGGCAGCUCUACUCAGACACGGGAGUCCCCGGCCGCUUCCUGCUCCGAGCCCGAGGUGCCCGCAGGGCAGUGGACGUGGUCGUCGGGGAGACAGACUACCAGGGCUUCGCCGUCCUGUACCUGGAGCAGAAGCAGCGGCUGUCGGUGAAGCUGUACACCCGCUCGUUCCCGGCAAGUGACUCGGCCCUGAGUGCAUUUGAGCAGGGGACCCAGAGGGCCAACCUGACCGAGGGCCAUAUCUUGUUCUUCCCCAAGUAUGGUAAGCCUCCCCCAGUGGCCAGCCUUGUCCUCCCCCUGUGUGCCCUGCCCCAGCCACUCCUGACCCCUGCUUGGGCCUUCAGGUUUCUGCGAGGCCACAGACCAGUUCCACAUCCUAGAUGAAACAAGAAGGUGAGUCCAGGCGGCAGCCCUGACCUUAGAAGGAGUGAAGACCCUGAAGAGGGUGGCACCUGCUACCCCACUCAGAGCCCCGGGGCCGCACGGGGUCAGGGCCACCCCAUGGGGGGACGCUCUCCCGUGUGUGCCCCGAAGCUGCCCGUCACCCACAGAGCUCAGGAGCAUUACCUUCAUUAAACGCUGUCCAGCUUGGCCCCUGACUCCUUCCUUUCUGUGUUGGGCCCGG
Messenger RNA from Neomonachus schauinslandi (Hawaiian monk seal), 1289 nucleotides. It is a transcript of the gene C8G, whose product is annotated as complement C8 gamma chain. NCBI's taxonomy places the organism in Eukaryota, Metazoa, Chordata, Mammalia, Carnivora, Phocidae. Gene Ontology annotation, cellular component: membrane attack complex. The transcript is spliced from 6 exons. Gene Ontology annotation, biological process: complement activation. Bases 371 to 1048 code for a protein of 225 amino acids. The record is from RefSeq and is a predicted model, not a curated record.